Messenger RNA from Pseudophryne corroboree (corroboree frog), 4288 nucleotides. Its product is annotated as aldehyde oxidase 1-like. The record is from RefSeq and is a predicted model, not a curated record. NCBI's taxonomy places the organism in Eukaryota, Metazoa, Chordata, Amphibia, Anura, Myobatrachidae. Bases 60 to 4076 code for a protein of 1338 amino acids. The transcript is spliced from 35 exons. Gene Ontology annotation, molecular function: aldehyde oxidase activity; molybdopterin cofactor binding; 2 iron, 2 sulfur cluster binding.
GUCCCUUCCUCAGUGUCACAGACCAGAACACAGAAUAUCCUGGCUGCUGCAACAUUACCAUGGAAGUCAGUGCCGAUGUAGAUAAUCUGAUCUUUUUUGUAAACGGCAGAAAGAUCACAGAGCAGCAUGCAGAUCCGGCGGAAAUGCUACUGCCUUACCUGAGGAGAAAACUGCACUUGACAGGUACAAAGUACGGCUGCGGAGGAGGCGGCUGCGGAUCCUGUACCGUGAUGGUGUCACAUAUCCACCCUGUCUCCAAGAAGAUCCUACAUUACUCAGUCAACGCCUGCUUACUGCCUGUCUGCGUUCUCCAUGGUGUUGCCGUCACUACAGUGGAGGGGAUUGGGAGCACCACCCCCAGAAUGCACCCGGUACAGGAGAGGAUAGCCAAAGCUCACGGCUCCCAGUGCGGGUUCUGCAGCCCUGGAAUGGUGAUGUCCAUGUACUCUCUGCUGAGGACUCACCCGGAACCCACCAUGGAACAGAUAUAUGAAGCCCUCGGGGGAAAUCUCUGCCGCUGUACCGGAUACCGGCCAAUACUCGAUGGCUGCCAGACCUUCUGCAAGGAGUUGAACUGUUGCAAACGUGAGCAGAGCCCCAGAGCUGGCGAGAUGGGCAGUGACCGCGGGGAUAAUAUAACUACUUUGCUGCUGAACAAAGAAGAAUUGUCACCAUUGGAUCCAUCCCAGGAAUUGAUUUUUCCUCCUGAACUAAUUUUGAUGGCAGAGAAGCAAAGUUUGCAGACUUUGGUCUUCCGGGGAGACGCGGUGACGUGGAUUACGGCUUUUACCUUGAAGGAACUUCUGGAUUUAAAAGAGAAAUAUCCAGCGGCCCCUCUUGUAGUAGGAAAUACCAGCAUCGGGCCUGAGAUGAAGAGUAAAGGAUUCAUCCCUCCGAUUAUUAUCUCUAUUGGGAGGAUCCCGGAGCUUCAUACUGUGACAUACACAAAGGACGGGAUAUCUAUAGGCGCUGCCUGCACGUUAUCCACGCUGAAGGAUACGCUGGCUGAAGCCGUGUCUCACCUCCCAGAUGAGAAGACCGAGACUUUCCGAGCUCUGUUACAGCAGCUGAGAACCCUGGCCGGGCAGCAGAUCAGGAAUGUGGCUUCAUUAGGAGGACAUAUAGUUACCCGGAGCUCCAACUCCGAUCUGAACCCCAUACUGGCCGCCGGCAACUCUGUUCUACAGGUGGAAUCUAAAGGAGGCGCUCGGCGGAUCCUCUGCAAUGACGGCUUCUUCCAGUGCAAGGACUUAUCAUCCUGUCUCCUGUCGGAAGAGGUUCUUGUGUCUGUGAUCAUUCCGUAUACACAGAAGUGGGAGAUUGUGUCAGCUUUUAGACAAGCGCAGAGGAAGGUCAACGCUGCACCUACAGUGGUGGCCGGGAUGAGGAUCCUUUUCUGCGAGAACUCAGACGUCAUUAAAGACCUGAACAUUUACUUUGGCGGGAUUGGGGCAAGCACGGUUCAUGCGGAGAAGACCAGAGAAUCAGCGAUCGGAAGGCAGUGGAACGAGGAGAUGUUGGAUGACGCGUGUAGGUGUAUACUGGAUGAGGUUUCUCUUCCAUCGUCAGCUCCCGGGGGAAAGGCGGAAUACAGGAGAGCAUUGACAGUCAGUUUUCUCUUCAAGUUCUACCUGGAGGUCCUACAUACCCUGAAGUCACAGUACAGAGUGAAUGAUCGCAGCUAUCCUGCAGAGAUAUCACUGAACAACAUUAAAAAUGGCAUUAGGCAAAGAGCAAAACUGGCAAGUGUACAGAAAUAUCAGAGUGCUACUGCUCAUCAGCCCAUUCAGGAUACUGUAGGGCGGCCCAUCAUGCACCGCUCAGCCAUGAUGCAAGUGUCCGGAGAAGCGGUGUACUGUGACGACAUGCCAGCCAUUGAUGGAGAGCUCUUCAUGGCUUUGGUGACCAGCACAAGAGCUCACGCAAAGAUCAUAUCUAUGGAUCUGACAGAAGCAUUGAGUAUGCCAGGAGUGUGUGAUGUCAUCACUGCAAAAGAUGUUCCUGGAACAAAUCAAUUUUGUUAUUAUAAUUGGCCAGACCAGUUACUAGCAGAUACAAAGGUCCUGUGUGUUGGGUAUAUAGUGUGUGCCGUGGUGGCUGACACACCGGACCGUGCACACCAAGCUGCAAGACAGGUGAAAGUCGUCUAUGAAGACCUAGCACCAGUGAUUCUCACUAUUGAGGACGCAAUAAAGCACAACUCCUUCUUUGAACCGGAAAUUAAAUUGCACCAUGGUAACGUUGAUGAGGGUUUCGGAACAGCAGACCAGAUACUGGAAGGGGAGUUACAUAUUGGAGGACAGGAACACUUCUACAUGGAGACCCAAAGCAUCCGUGUGGUGCCCAGCAGAGAGGGCCCGGACAUGGACAUCUACGCCUCCUCACAGGACCCCACAUACGUGCAGGAACUUGUGGCGACAACUCUGGGCAUACCGUCCAAUCGCAUCAGCUGCCACGUGAAGCGGAUCGGAGGGGCGUUUGGCGGUAAAAUUGUAAAGACAGCCUAUAUAGCAGCAAUUACCGCGGUGGCCGCAAAGAAAACCAAACACCCGGUCCGCUGUGUGUUAGAACGCGAUGAAGACAUGUUGGUCACCGCUGGCAGGCACCCGUAUCUUGGGAAGUACAAAGUGGGAUUUAUGAAUGAUGGGAGAAUCGUGGCGGCUGAUGUCAGUUUAUACAGUAAUGGUGGCUAUUCUGGGACAGAAUCUAUCUUUAUAAUGGAGUUGUCGGUGCUUCAGACAGACGCUUCCUACCAGCUCCCCAAUCUGAGAUGCUAUGGAAGAGUUUGCAAAACGAACCUCCCAUCUAACGUAUCGUUCCGAGGGUUUGGGUUCCCGCAGUGUGCUCUGAUUACAGAAGUCUGGAUGGAUGAAGUUGCAGCAAAGUGCAACCUAGCCCCUCAUCAGGUCAGAGAGAUGAACAUGUACAGAAACGUCAGUGUGACACCGUCCCGGCAGGAGUUUGAUAUGACCAAUCUGAGCAGAUGCUGGCAGGAGUGCAUGGAAAGCGCCGGAUACCACCCCAGGGUGAAAGCAGUAAGAGAAUUCAACAAACGAAACCACUGGACAAAACGGGGCAUAGCCAUUAUCCCACUGAAGUAUCCAGUCGCCUUUUGUGUGGCCUAUCAAAAUCAGGCUGCAGCGUUGGUUCACAUUUACUGUGACGGUUCCGUGUUAGUGUCACAUGGGGGUACUGAGAUGGGACAAGGCAUUCAUACCAAAAUUGCCCAGAUAGCCAGCCGGGAGUUGGGGUUACCUAUAUCUUACAUCCACAUCUGUGACACUAACACCGCCACGGUCCCCAAUACCAUUGCUUCCGCUGCUAGUAUUGGGACAGAUGCAAAUGGGAUGGCAGUUAAGAACGCUUGUGAGAAACUCAUGAAGAGGCUAAAACCGAUUGUCAGCAAAACUCCUAACGGCACCUGGGAGAGUUGGAUAAAGGAAGCGUUUAUUCAAAGAAUAAGCCUCUCAGCCACCGGGUAUUUUAGAGGUUACGAAACCUAUAUGGACUGGGAGAAAGGAGAAGGACGCCCAUUCGCAUAUUGUGUUUUCGGUGCUGCCUGCGCUGAGGUUGAAGUAGAUUGUCUAACUGGAGAUUAUAAGAGCAUCAGAGCAGACAUUGUCAUGGAUACAGGCUGCACCAUUAACCCAGCCAUUGAUGUGGGGCAGAUUGAAGGAGCGUUUGUCCAGGGAAUUGGCCUUUAUACCACAGAGGAGCUGAAAUACUCCCCAGAUGGGGUCCUGCUGACACGGGGCCCGGGAGAGUACAAGAUCCCCUCUGUUUAUGACAUUCCUCAGGAGUUUUAUGUGUCACUGCUGCCUUCAUCCCAAAACCCUUAUGCCAUCUACUCCUCCAAGGGCAUCGGGGAGCCGGCCGUCUUCCUGGGGUGUGUGGUGUAUUUUGCCAUAAAGGACGCUGUGUCCGCUGCUCGGAAGGAGAGGGGUUUGUCUAAUACUUUUACACUGAACAGCCCUGCGACCCCAGAGAGGAUACGGCUGGCGUGUGGAGACCAGUUCACCGAGAUGAUUCAAAAAGACGUCCCAGAGAGCUUUAUACCAUGGUCCAUUGAUGUGUGAUAGAGUUUCUGGAUAUAUAAAUAUACUCAGGGGACAAUCUGCAUGUCGAAAAAGCAACAUAAUAACAGACAUAGGAGACUAUGAAGUGGUCUUACAUAAUGACAGUGACGUGUAAAAUCAAUAUGGCUGGAUUGUGAUCUCAAAUGUAAAAUGUAUUUUGUUAACUGACUAUGCCUGUUGUUGAAAAUACCUAUAAAGUACUAUGAUCAUGA